Caenorhabditis briggsae is the source of this 1584-nucleotide messenger RNA. The transcript has 6 exons. The record is from RefSeq and is a predicted model, not a curated record. NCBI's taxonomy places the organism in Eukaryota, Metazoa, Nematoda, Chromadorea, Rhabditida, Rhabditidae. The coding region runs from base 1 to 1584 and encodes 527 amino acids.
AUGAGUGCCGAACUAGUGCCGAAUGAGCGAGAGUGCCCAGAAUGCCUCAACGGUAAGAUGAGUCUUGUCAAAGAUAAUGCCCUUCCGUUACAUUUCGUCUGGCGAUGCUCUUCAUGCAAAACUUCAAAUAUCAUCACAAAGAAAAUGAUUCGAGAGAACACAUUUUUCCAAGAACAAAAACUAUCCGUACAAAAAAUAGUACACAUAGCGGCGGAUUGGGUCGAAAGUCCAGGACGAAACAACGAAAGAACAGCUUCGUUGCAUGGAGUCACGACUUCGACGAUUGUUAAUCUCAACAAACUUUUCCGACAAUUGACGGAGCAAUGGUUCGAGCGACAAAUUGAAAAAAAUUCAAAUUUUCUGCUUGGUGGACCAGGGAAAAUCGUCGAAAUCGACGAAAGUCACAUGUAUAAAGCGAAAUACAACCGUGGGCACAUGCUAAGAAGAAAAUCUAUCUGGAUAUUUGGCAUGACUGAACGUCACACAAAUAAAGUGGCAAUGUUCCGCGUGAAGCAACGAGAUGCAGCAACUCUACUCCCGAUCAUUAGAGCACAUGUCAAACCAGGCUCUAUGAUUGUAUCCGAUGGUUGGGCCGCCUACGGAGGCAUCAGAACCCUCCAGAGAGCGUUUACACACAGAUGGGUCAAUCACAAAGUAAACUUUGUUGACCCCAGCGAUCGACGAGUUCACACUCAGUCUAUUGAAGCCACAUGGGGUGCUUUCAAACGGGAACUCAAAGCGAAAUAUGGCGUCCCAGAAGAUCAACUCGACGGAUACAUGUCGACAUACAUGUUUAGACGAUACUUCGGAAGAAAAAAACUUCUGAACCACCUUCUGAUCGAGAUGAAGUAUUAUAAGAAAGAAUAUGACUAUGAUUCAAGUGAAUCUGAAAUCUCCACGGAUGAAGCUCUGAUUACGACGGCGGUGAAGACGAGUCCGAUUCCAGCGACCCGAAUCAUGGAGACGACGAUGAUGAAGACGGAGCAGAUAGUACAAAAAAGAAAACAGUUCGAUUCUGAUAGAGUUUCAUUUGCUCCCAAACAACGAAAUGAAAGAAACAAUCGCGCCUUUACAUUUUCAACAAGACAAACCACAAUGGCUGCUCGUUUGAAUCGAAAUAGAAACGAACGUCGAAGUUCUUCUACCGCUUCUACAAUGAGAACCACCACCUCUUCUAAGCCAGAAAUGAUUAUCAAAACCAACAGACCAAUUUCGUCAACUACACCAAGGCAAACGACGACCAAAACUCGAAAACCUCGGAAGAAGACACAAAGUCGAAAAGCUGAUCCUACAACCACCAUCACAACCACAGCAACCAUGAGGACCACGACCACCAUGAGAACAAGACGAACAACUUCCCAUCAGUCGAGACGAACCACGACAGAACCUCGUACGAAACGGACGACGUCUGCCCCUGAAACGAGACAAACAACCAUCACCACUCAGAAGACUCGGAAUGAUAGAAGAAGACGCGGGCGGCCCACUACCACCACUCCAAGAUCGACUACCAUUACUCCAAGAUUCACAACCACUACUCUAAAAUCCACUUUCACCGGCCGAAGGAAGUUCAAAGGACGCGGAUAA